CGCUGCAGGUGGGACCCACACGGAGGAUGUAAACAAACCCUCCAGAGCUGUUUCUUUGUUUUUUGCAGUUUUUAAUGAUUUUCCUGAAACAAACAGCUCGUGUUUGAAAACAAUGAACUGCUUGUGGUGAACAGAACUCCAGAGGAGACUCGUCACUUCGUUUGAAAAUGAUUUACCAGAUUCCAUGGAUCUACACGCCGGCACGGACUGUCCUGGCCAUCUGGCACCAGCUGACCAAAACCCAGAUCCCAGAGCUGGCCAAUUGCUCCGUGCUGAUGAGGGAGCGCGGCAGAGUGGAGGAGACCAUCCACGCCAUCCAGCGAGCCGGUGCAGGCAGCCUGCAGGUCAUCGCAGACUUCGACAUGACGCUGACCAGAUUUGCUCACAACGGCAAGCGAGUGCCCACGACCCACAACAUCCUGGAUAGCCAGUUGUUGAUUAAUGAAGAGUGCACUAGAAAGAUGAGGAAGCUUUUGAGCAUCUACUAUCCCAUAGAGAUUGAUGCAAGUCUAAGUGUGGAAGAGAAGCUGCCUCUCAUGGUGGAGUGGUGGACCAAAGUUCAUGAGCUGCUGAUUCAGCAGAGGAUCAGAAAGGACAUGCUCGCCCAGGCUGUGAAGGAAUCCAGUGCCAUGCUCAGGGACGGCUACAAGGUGUUUUUUGAGCACCUGGCAGAGCAGCAGGUUCCUCUGUUGAUCUUCUCGGCCGGUGUCGGAGACGUCCUGGAGGAGGUGAUCCGACAGAACCACGUUUUCCAUCCCAACGUCCACGUCGUCUCCAACUACAUGGACUUUGACCAAACUGGCAUCCUUCAAGCCUUCAAAGGUCAACUCAUCCACACGUUUAACAAGAGGGAAGGUGCUCUGUCACACGCCGCCGGCCUCACGGAGCUGCAGGGUCGACCCAACGUGCUGCUGCUGGGAGACUCGCUGGGAGACCUGACCAUGGCAGACGGGGUGGCCGAGCCCCAGAACGUCCUGACCAUCGGCUUCCUGAACGACCAGGUGGAAGAGAGGAAAGAGUCGUACGUCAACUCCUUUGACAUCGUGCUGGUUAAAGACGAGACGAUGGACGUUCCGAACGCCAUCCUCAGACAUAUUACCUCAUGGAGAGACAAGUGAGACACAGACGGACAUGUUCCCUCCAUACAGUGUUGCAAGCUAGACGAUCGCACAUCGUGAUCAUCACUUACCUUAAUCGAGACCUCAUAACGGACCUCUUCACUUCGUUCUCCCCUGAAGUGGAUAAUGGUGCAAAUCUUGCACCGUCUGUACUGUUUCUAAUUUGUUACACUCACAUGUUUUAACUUUAAUCUGCUUAAGAAACAAACCAAAGUCCAAAUGCUAAAAAUAUCUUAGGUCUUACAUUUUUGACCUACUUUUGAAGAAUUUUUUAUUUACUUCAGCCAAAUCAGAUUAACUCUAUUACAGCUGUUUACUUUCUUACUUUCUUUUACCACUGUGAACACGUGAUGCUCCAGGCUAUCGUCACUUUACUUACAGGGGAUUAUGGGAUGUGUUUAUUACAAGUGUUUUCAGCUGAAUUUGUGGCUGCUGCAUAGAAAAACUAAAUGUUGAGCUAGCUGCACUUUACUAUGAGUGUUAUAAUUAUGAUGUAGGAGACAAUAUGGAGAUGGCCCAGCUUGUAAAGUUGCUCCGCUCCAUUUUUAAAAUGCUUUUUUAAAUUUAAAACAAAUUGGGAUUUUCUCCUAGUAAACAGCAAAGUUGCAGGAAAAUUCAAACUCAAAUCCAUGAAUUGAAUAUUAUGCUGCUUCUCAAAACUAUUUUCCUUGCUGGAAAUCUUUCUUUAUUUCCUCAUCUUCUUAAAAACAAAUUAACAAAUUAACGUUUGAGUGUUUUAUGCAGAGUUGCAGCAUUUCUUGUGACAUUGUCACCAGACACACUCCUGUGUGAUCGCCCUGAUUGGAAUUAAUCAUGAAUACGCCACCUACUGGUGAUAGAAAUACAACCAAACCGGAUUUUAGCAGUUUCAUAAGACACUUUAUUUCAGAUUUGGAAGUACGGUUUUUUUACCAUCAGAACCAGUGAUAACAUCUGUCCAUACAAUCUUCUUGACAAAACCUGUUACUUACCCACAGUGCAACUCUAACUGCUUACAGCUCCACCAGAGGUUGAAUGUGUCCCACUGUAAUGCUCAAGGACCUGUGAACCAAUGGGUGUACUUCUCCUUUAGAUUUUACUCUGGAUCUUUCACCCAAACUUGAAUGAAUAUUUAUUUCGAUGUGCAGCUUUAUUAAGCUUCUUUUUUUUUUUUUAACCAUAUGUUUUCUAGCCUCUGUGAUAAAUAAACAGCAAAUGUGAUUAUUUUAAGUUAACAGUCAUAGAAGAACUGGAACGAUGUUGUUUUCUUACAUUUUAAUUCACGUGAAUUCAGGAAAAUUAAAAAGGUGCUUGUUCAGUUUUCUGGAAUACAUCUCUCAAACAAAAACACUCAUACAACACAAAACUCUGCAAAAAGAUCACUUGCACUUUGUUCUUGUCAUUUCAAAAACUGUCCAACAAUAAAACCUGUUUGGUAAAAGUC
Platichthys flesus (European flounder) is the source of this 2541-nucleotide messenger RNA. RefSeq names its product 7-methylguanosine phosphate-specific 5'-nucleotidase-like. Lineage: Eukaryota; Metazoa; Chordata; Actinopteri; Pleuronectiformes; Pleuronectidae. The record is from RefSeq and is a predicted model, not a curated record. The coding region runs from base 168 to 1118 and encodes 316 amino acids. Gene Ontology annotation, cellular component: cytoplasm. The transcript is spliced from 10 exons. Gene Ontology annotation, molecular function: magnesium ion binding; 5'-nucleotidase activity.